Photinus pyralis (common eastern firefly) is the source of this 4551-nucleotide messenger RNA. RefSeq lists its product as uncharacterized. The record is from RefSeq and is a predicted model, not a curated record. The transcript has 6 exons. The coding region runs from base 1861 to 4281 and encodes 806 amino acids. NCBI's taxonomy places the organism in Eukaryota, Metazoa, Arthropoda, Insecta, Coleoptera, Lampyridae.
ACACAUUUCAGUCGGUGUUGAUGCAACAUAAGAAUAGAUGAGCCGAUAACCCAGCAACAAAAAUUCCGUUGUUCCGUUAACCCUUUUAAUUUUUAUAAAUAGGUAUUGCAUUCAUCUACAAGAAAUGCAAAUUGCAAAACCAAGUUUUUAUCAAUCUUUUACAAUUCGUGCACAAAUAAUAAAUAUGACAAAAUCCCUAUUAUUGUUUUAGGAUGUGCAUAUUCCAGAUGGUAGCCCUAGCCCUUGUACUUCAUCAAGUACAAUAAGUGUUGCUAAUAGUGCUGAGGGGUCAGCAAGUUCUAAUUUCAGCAACAUUUCGGAAGAAUUUGUAAUAGUGCCCACGGAAAACAGAUCAAUUUCAUUUUAUGGAGCGGAAAACAUAUGGACGCAAGAUUAUGAGAAGCAGUUUCCAGAGUUCGACCUUAAAACACUUUUACAUGUAGUACCACAUGGUGGGAAAAUUCUCAGUUUUUAUUCCGAAAAUAAGCGAUUGACAGAGUCGUUGAGGAACAAAUUGGUCGACUUAAUUAUAACUCACGUCUAUUCAUAUAUUUUAAAACACCGGUUGACACAUGCCCAAUAUAACAUCUUAUGCUCUAAAAUUAUCGGCCUUUUCCCCAACGAGAGCCCGCAAACCUAUUAUUAUUCAGGGAAACGAAUAAAUAAUUUGGCAGUUCCAGCAAAAGGCAAGUUGGUUAACAAAGCCCAUAAUAUUUUACAUCAAAGUCCUGACAAGGUGUAUGUCAGAAAAAGGAAAAUUCCCCACAACGAAUUUGAAGUUUUAAAAAAGAGGACCAUUAACAAAGAAGAAAGUGAUGCCGUCACAUGGCUCAAACACCAUAGGGAACCGUGGGAUGAAGUCCUUCAGUACUGGAAGUCGACAUUUAAAUUAAGACAGGAGGCGGAACACGUCAAAGUGUCUGACUUAUUGGUUUCUUGGCCUAUCUUAUCCGACCCUAGAGGCACUUCUUUGAUUGAUUCUGACUUUUCAACUUUGUAUCCACACAUUGAGCUGUCAAUUUUACAGAAUUGGGACUUAUUUUUUGAAAAAAUUUUAGCUCUAAGAAAAAAGGAAAUUGAUGAGACUAGAGACCCGCUUCUACAGGAUAUAAUUGAAAGACUCAAAUCAAAAGAAACUCUUACAGCGGACUCCAUAGUAGCAUUACAAAUUGUUUCGCUUCCACACAUAUUUCCACCAAAGGGGCGUUCUAGAUCGGGUAAAGAGCACUGGAAGUACACUACUAACGAAUCUGUGGAAGGCAUCAUCGUUCAUGCUACCACACCUGGCGAUAUAGAGAGAAAAGUGCAAACUCAACUGGAGAAAGCAGCUAGCCGAAAAAUACAUAAGGAAGUACAACCAUAUUUAAUAGUAGAGGGUCCACAGCUCAGCGACAUAAGAAAUACGUACGUUGUUAUUGAUAAGAUCCAUUUUCAUGCCGAAAGCACUCUCAAAGGGUUUGAUAUUUUAUUUAAAAGUUUUUUCGCCUUAAAUAUUAAAUAUCCAGUCCAAAGCGAACAUAUAUGGUAUGCUAUUCAGAGCAUUUUUUUCAAUAUUCCUGUUCCGGAUAAUAAAAUUACAGGAAACAUUACAGACCUUAUAAAAAUUCAUUUAAAUGAUUAAAACGCUUUGGAUAAGUUCUUAAAAUGUAGUAAUAUUACUAGAAGUGUAAGAAUUGUACCUACCUAUAGUGACAUAUAAUGAGUGUAUGAGAGAAUAACUUCUUUAAUGAAAUAGUUAUCUGUCAUCGUAUGCAUAGGCAAGCCCCUUAAAAGUUUUUUUUAAAUUGUACAUAUAAACGAAUAUUAUGUGAGUGGGUAUAUUUGCACAUCAACAUAGAGCUCCGUUAUUAAUUUUGCACUAUGAUUUGUUCAAUUUGUAGUAAAGAUUUCAGCAACAGCGAUCUAAACAAAUUCAUAAUCCAUUUAGAAUAUGCUCAUUCCAUGAGAUAUAAUUAUGACUGUCCAAUUUGUAGAAGAUCUUUCAGCAGGCGCGAUAAUUUUAAAAAUCACCUUAGAACACAACAUAAUAAUUCAACUACAACUGACACUUUCUUAAAAAAUGAUUCAAAUAUUCCAACACAGGACGAAAUGCAGAUUUCGAGUGAGUCCAAUAAUGAAAUAAGCGAAGAACCUAUUUUUGUUUUUGAUGCAGAUGCAAAGGCUAAAGAGUUUGAAAAUAUUGUAAAGGAAAGUGUUUUACAUCUUAUUGCCACCCUGCAUAAUGAGAUAUCUAUACCUCGUUCAUUUAUACAAAAAAUUAUAGAUCUAAUCAGCAAAUUCUUAAAUGCCGGAUUCUUAAGUAUUUUAAAAGAGUUCAUGCUCCCUUCAGACUGUCUCACAAACAUACAAAAAGCUAAAGACUUGAUUGAUUUUCUAGCAGUCUGCUUUGAGCCGUUAGAUACUGAAUACAAAAGACUACAGUUCUUUUAUCGCAGUAAAAAGUAUAUAGAACCUCAAUUAAAAAUAAUUGGUUCCUCUUGGGACGUAUCUAAUAAAAAUAAUAAAACAUCUAUGAUACUUAAAAACAGAACGUGCACUUUUAUUCCAGUAUCAGAAACCUUAAAUAAGUUUUUGGCCCUGCCGGGAACUUUAAAGUACAUUUCUGAAUAUAUGACACAAUCAUAUGCCUCAAAAAACUCUGAUAAUAGUAUUUAUAAUAACUUGUUGAACGGUAGUUUGUGGGAAGAGGUAUUACAAAAUAGUCAAGGGAAAGCAUUUAUUCCAUUAAUAUUGUAUUUUGAUGAUUUUGAAACUUCAAAUCCCCUUGGCAGUCAUGCUGGUGUGUACAAGGUUGGUGUAGUCUACUUUAGUAUAGCUGCACUACCACCGCAGUACAUAAGUAGAUUAGAAAAUAUUUUUCCUUGUUUAAUAUUCCACAGUUCUGAGAGAACAGAAUUCGGCAAUGAAGCUAUUUUUAAUUGUCUAUUAGAAGACCUUAAAAGUUUAGAAUCUAACGGUAUUAUAGUAAACAACUUGAGACUGUAUUUCAAUGUUAUUUUAUUGGUGGGUGAUAAUUUAGGUGUAAAUUCUGUGUUAGGAUUUGUUGAGAGUUUUUCUGCUAACUAUUUCUGUAGGUUCUGCAUAACGUCAAAAACUGUCACACAAUAUCAACCAGAACUGGAUCUCUCAAAUAAUCGCUUAAGAUUUAUGUAUGACCAACAUGUUAAAAAUAAAGAGUAUGGUGUAAAAGAAUAUUGUAUUUGGAACGGGCUAAAUUACUUUCAUGUUUAUAAUAAUCAGUCCUUAGAUAUUAUGCACGAUUUGUAUGAGGGUAUACAUAGGUAUGAUAUGGCUCAAAUAUUAAAGGUUUUAUUACAGUCAGAAGUAUUUACUCUCGAAACGUUAAAUUCGAGGGUUAAAUAUUUUAAAUAUGAAUUUUGUGAAAAAAAUCACCCUCCUGUUAUUAAGAAGGAGCACAUUGAGAAAGGUAUGUUAAUUUUAUCUUCUUCAGAAAUGGAGACUUUUGUCAAAAAUUUUAGGUAUUUCGUUGGCGAUCUUGUGCCAAUUAAUAAUAACGCGUGGUUGGUUUAUUUGCAAUUAUUAAAAAUAACCGAAAUUUUGUCUCAGACUAAAAUAUCUUCUUCUUGUAUAACAUUAUUGGACACUCUAAUACCUAAAUAUUUAAGUGAACUAAAAAAAGUGUUUCCCCAUAUCACAUUAAAACCCAAACAUCAUUUGUUACUUCAUUAUACAAUGGUUUUAAGGAAAAUUGGGCCAGUUUCUAAAAUUUCUUGUGAACGUUUUGAGGCAAAACACAGGGAGCUGAAAAAAAUUGCAAACAACGUGAGCACUCGAAAAAAUAUUCCUUUAACGCUCGCUAAAAAAUGUCAAAUGCAAUUUGUAGCAAGGUGCCUGUCUAUGCAAAGGGCUUUAGAUGAUCGAAUAUCUAUGAGUAGACCAAACUUUGAUACGUUAAAUGUUGAAACUUACACAUUUUCAAAUGACGUAAAUUUAAAUUUUUAUAAAAAUAACUUUUACCAAGUGAAUUGGUAUGAAAAAAACGGAAUUCGCUUUGUUAUAGAUGACGUUGUUUUGUGCAGUAUUAAUAUCCAAAUAUAUUGUAUCAUCAAACAUAUUUUAGUACAGCAUAACGAUUCAAGUAUCUGCUACUUCGUUUGUGAAAAAUUAAACACAGAAAAUGAAAUACCUCAUUAUAGGUCAUUUAUGGUAGCAUUUACCAAUACACAUGUUUUUGUAAAAUCGGAUAAUGUAAAUUGUCGUCCGACAAUAAUUCACUAUCUACAAGAAUUAAAGUUAGUUAAGGAAAUAACUGUUCUUUGAAAAUGUUCUGUGAAUUUCUGGUUAAAGAAAGCAAACUCAAUGGGCUAUUUAGUUUAAAUUGGAGACUUAUUACCUAUUUGUUCCUAAACUUAGACUUACUUUUUUAUUUUUAAUAUUUGGUAGAUAGUAGUACAAUAAUGUAAGGAUUCAUAUAUAGAUAUACAGAACAUUCAGUCCUGUGAUGUAUCACUGUAACGAUUCUGAUACAUCACAGGGCUGAUUGCUUUGUUUUUGUAGUAUGAUCUGAUACUAGAGCUGUGUUGUUUCUUU